AUGGACAACUCGUUGAUGAUCGGAAUCGGUGGAGAUGCUCCCAUGAUGCUGGGGCUACUGUGGGGGUUCACGAGCGUGGCAUUUAUCUUUGUUGUUUUGCGACUGUAUACACGUAUCAAGGUUGUCCAGGCUUACGGACUCGACGACCACUUUUUUAAUGCCUCUUUUGUUUCUCUUUUAAUAUACGAUGUCAUGUUGACCAUAGCAUCCUACUACGGCUUCGGUCAAGACAUGACAGGGAUCAUUGCCGCCAAGGGUACCGUGGACGGCAUGGAGAACAUAACGAGAGCCAUUUUAUACUCGGCCAUAGGCCAGACGGUGCUCGUCUUUGGCACCGCGCUAUCGAAGACCUCCCUCGCCCUCUUCCUCCUCCGACUCGUCACCACGCGCCGCGACCAGGUCGCCAUCUGGGUCCCCAACUUUUUCCUCGCCACCGCCAUUGUCGCGUCGCUCUUUGUGUUUUGGUUCUCUUGCGUGCCCGUUGCGUAUCUGUGGGACCGACGACUCGACGGUACUUGUCCGAUCGACCCGGGUCACAUUUCGACAUACGCUGGGUGCUGGUCCGUCAUUGUCGACUUCUUCUAUGCUGCCUUCCCCUGGUGGCUGCUAUGGAACUUGAAUAUGCCGAGACGGGAGAAGAUGAUCAUUGGCAUAUCCAUGAGCUUGGGAGUAUUGGCGGGUGCGUGCGGCAUCAAGCGGGCGAUUGAGCUCAAGAACCUGGGCAGCCCAAACUACCUCAAGGAUGUGGUUGGCAUCAUCAUCUGGCACGCUGCCGAAUUCUGCACCACCUUGGUGUGCGUCGGCAUCCCCGUGUGUCGACCCUUGUACCGGGACUGGUUCGGUACGUGGAUGAGCGGCCGUCGCAGUGGAGAAGACCUCAGUGCCAGCGGGAACUCGGGAUGGAUGAAGCACAAGAACGCGGGGGGCGGCGGCGGCGGCGUCUUUGCCAUGCACACCAUUGGGGGCAGUGAGCUCAAGGCGCAAAACAACACAAAUACGAGCGACCGAUACGAAAGACGGGACAGCCGGGCAACGGAUGAGCAGUUGGUCCUGCGCAGCGAUAUUCAUCAAUCCAAACAGGACGCGUUCGCAGUAGGAGCUGCCGAACGGGACAGUGGAAGUGAAUUGUCCAUUCUCGGGCCCGAACAUAAUCAAAAUGCCUCGAUCAAGGUGACAAAAGAGUUCCAGGUUGAGAGCAAAACUCCAUAG
Pestalotiopsis fici W106-1 is the source of this 1209-nucleotide messenger RNA. RefSeq lists its product as uncharacterized. The transcript has 2 exons. Bases 1 to 1209 code for a protein of 402 amino acids. NCBI's taxonomy places the organism in Eukaryota, Fungi, Ascomycota, Sordariomycetes, Amphisphaeriales, Sporocadaceae. The record is from RefSeq and is a predicted model, not a curated record.